AUGCCUGGUUCUGCUGCUGCUGCUGUAUCUGCUGUUAAUGGCGCUGCAGCAGCUGCUGCUGGUGGUGGGCGCUGGAGAUGUUACAGGGUUGGCGUGCUUCUGCUUGCUGCAGCAGCAGCAGCAGCAACAACUGCAGCAGCAACAACAAUAACGGCUGCAACACCGGCUACAGAUGCAGCAGCAGCAGCUGCUGCUGUUCCCACAGCAGCUGAAUUCGGGGUUCUAAGCACCGUCCCCAUACAGCCGUCUGUUUUUUCUUCUUCUCCGUUGUCUUCCGAUUUGCCUGUUGGCAAUUUCAAUUCUGCUGCAGCUGAUCUUCGCAUGCAGCAACAGCAGCAGGAAUGGGGCUUGCCGCAGCUGCAGCAGGAACAGGAGCAGCAGCAGCAACAGCUGGUGCAGCACCGACAAUGGCGUACAUUGCUGCAGCAGCAGCAGCAGAAAGGCUUACUGUUUCAGGUUGGUGUUGCUGCUUUGGCUUGUGCUGCUGCUGUAUUUCUUAUUUUUCGUUGUUAUAAGCGUCUGCAGCCGCAGCCGCAGCCUACUUCUAUCUCUGCCUCUCGCUCUUUAGCUGGUAUAGAAGACACUGCAUGCGGAGAAGACGAAGAUGAAGAAGAAUACGAAGAAGAAGAAUACGAAGGAGAAGGAGAAGACGAAGAAGAAGACGAAUAUGAACUAGAAUUAGCAGCAGCAGGAGCAGCGGGAGGAGCAGCAGGAUACACACCAGUGGAAGGACAACCACGAGAAGCAGCAGCAGCAGCAGCAGCAGCAUCCACUCUACAGGGACUGAAAGAACUGAUGAAUGAGUCGAUGUAUACAAUUCCUUUCUUAGCCGGAAACACGAAACAGCGACAAGGAGGAUUUAAAAAACAUCAUCUCUUCGAUCCAUACGGACGCCGACAACAAGGGGAUUAUAUACCCCACUCUCAUAUAGACGAGUUAAGAAAGCUAAGAACAAGAUUCAAGGGGCUACAAAAAAGAAUGGAAGUGGCCAUACAAGCAGACACACCCAAACGGCAGGAGCAGCAGCAGCAGGAGCAGCAGCAGCAGGAGCAGCAGCAGCAGGAGCAGCAGCAGCAGCAGGGGGGGGCGAUGGGAGAGGAACAGCAGGAGUGGCAGGAGGAGGAGUCGACGGAGACGCGCCUGCAGCACCACAGCAACCGCAGCAGCAACCGUGGCAGCAGCAGCCGCGAGGAGGGCACCCAGCAGCAGCAGCGGUUUCCUUCUGCUCCUUCAGCACAGCAACCGCAGCAGCAACCGUGGCAGCAGCAGCAGCGAGGAGGGCACCCGCAACAGCGCUUCCCGUCGCAACAGCUGCAGCAGCAGUUUCCAACUGCUCCUUCAGCACAGCAACCGCAGCAGCAACCGUGGCAGCAGCAGCAGCGAGGAGGGUACCCACGACAACGCUUCCCGUUGCAACAGCAGCAGCAGCGGUUUCCUUCUGCUCCUUCAGCGCAGCAACCGCAGCAGCGACCGUGGCAGCAGCAGCAGCGAGGAGGGUACCCACGACAACGCUUCCCGUCGCAACAGCAGCAGCAGCAGUUUCCUUCUGCUCCUUCAGCGCAGCAACCGCAGCAGCAACCGUGGCAGCAGCAGCCGCGAGGAGGGUACGCACGACAACGCUUCCCAUCGCAACAGCAGCAGCAGCAGUUUCCUCCUGCUCCUUCAGCGCAGCAACCGCAGCAGCGACCGUGGCAGCAGCAGCAGCAAGAACUGCAGCAGCUUCCUCCUGGUGGUUCUUCUUCUCCCGCUGGGAAGCGAUCCUUUGCUGAUGUGGUUGCUAAGUCGGGGGGAGACGGACCUCCUUCUAUUCCGCUUCUAUCUCCUCCUGAUCCUGCAGCAGCAGCAGCAGCAGCAGAAGCAGCGGCAGCAGCAGCAGCUGCUGCUGCUGCCGCGGCUGGAAGAUCAGCUCCUGCUUCUACGUCGGAGCCCUCCCUUUAUGCUCAUUGGCAAGAGAGCCAGCCAGAUAGCCAGGCAUCUACCGCGCUCGCUCAAGAGCUAGCAGCAAAGCUAGCUACAGAGCUAGCUGCCUCUCCUGCUCCCACUACACCUGGCGCACCGCCCGAGGUUGGCCAGGUAGCUCUUCAGCUAGCUAGCCAGCUAACUGAACAGCUAACUAUUAGUAUCACCACCAAGAUAGCUGCCUUAUCUUAUCUUUCUGCCCCCCCUCCUCCUGUCCAUGCACGCUGGCCUUCCCCGCACCCGUCAUUUGAGCCGCCACUGGAGCAGGAGCUUCAGCGACAGCAGCUACUGGAGCAGCUCCAGCAAGUGCAGGAACUGCAGCAGCAGAUCGAGGAGAUCGAGCAGCAGCAGCAGCAGCAGCAGCACCACCACCACCACCAGCCGCAGCACCAGCAGAAGCAGCACCAGCAGCAGCACGAGUGGCAUCAGCAGCAGGAGCAGCAGCAGCAGCAACAGCAGCAGCAGCAGCAGCGGCAGCAACAGCGGCAGCAACUGCAGCAGCAGCAGCAGCAGCAGCAGCAGGAGGAGCAACAGCAGCAGCAACUGCAGCAGCAGCAACAGCUGCUGCUGCUGCAGCAGCAGCUGCUGCAGCAGCUGCAGAUGCAGCAGCAGCAGCUGCAGCAGGAAGAGAUGGAGCAGCAGCAGCUGCGGCUGCUGCAGUUACAGCUGCAGCAGGUGGGGGAGCAGAUACGCGAGCUGCAGCAGCAGCUGAGCCGUCAAGCGAGCGGUCAUCAAGGGUUGCUGCCGAGCCUUCCGGGUGUCGGGCCUCUGCCAGGGUUUGGGCUACCCCCACAACCACCGCAUCAGCAGCAGCAGCAGCAGCAGCAACAGAAGCAUCAUCCUUAUUCUUCUCCUUUGCAGCAGCAGCAGUAUCCCCAUCAAUAUACACCUGGACCCUGGGGGCUACCGCUUGCUGCUGGCGAUGCUGCUGAUGAGGGAGACAGUUUGUCCGGUGCCUCCAUACCUCUGUCUACUUCUUCGUCGGCAGCAGCAUCAAGCAGCCGGUUUGCUGCUACUGCUGCUGCUGCAUCUUCUUAUUCUCCUUUUACUGCUGGAGAAUCAGGCCGGCAUCCCUCUUAUUCAGAUUCUUUCUAUCCUUCUCCCCCUUUCUUCCCACCUCCACAAUACCCCCAAGACGCAGGAGCAGAAGAAACCGCAGCAGCAGCAGCAGCAGUAGCAGACGAUGAUGAAUGGGGAGGCGUCUUCUCCCCGGUUUCAAGUGUAGAGCCAGAAAGCAGCGCCCCCUUGUCAGCGUUUAUGGGUGUAGAAAGCGGAAUGCCUCUGCCUGAACCUAUGCCAGAACCCUCGUUUUUUCCUGGUGAUGAUGAGCAGCAGCAUCAGCCGCCGCUGCCCACAGUUUUCAAGGGUGUAGAAAGCGGAAUGCCUCUGCCUCCGCCAACGCCAGAACCCUCCUUUCCUUUUGCUUCUGUUGAUGAACAGCAGCAGCAGCAGCAGCAGCAGCAGCAGUUGCACCCGCCUGAGGGCUAUUGGGGAACACGGGGCUGGGGAGAUGACGGCAGCAGCAGCAGCAGCGGCAGAAGCGGCAGCAGCAGCAGACCAUAA
Messenger RNA from Eimeria mitis, 3522 nucleotides. RefSeq lists its product as uncharacterized. The coding region runs from base 1 to 3522 and encodes 1173 amino acids. NCBI's taxonomy places the organism in Eukaryota, Apicomplexa, Conoidasida, Eucoccidiorida, Eimeriidae. Gene Ontology annotation, molecular function: transcription coregulator activity. Gene Ontology annotation, biological process: regulation of transcription by RNA polymerase II. The record is from RefSeq and is a predicted model, not a curated record. The transcript has 4 exons. Gene Ontology annotation, cellular component: nucleus; SWI/SNF complex.